Molecule: messenger RNA, 2347 nt
Organism: Pieris rapae (cabbage white)
Lineage: Eukaryota; Metazoa; Arthropoda; Insecta; Lepidoptera; Pieridae
Gene: RhoGAP68F
Product: rho GTPase-activating protein 1
Exons: 10
Coding region: 234-1721 (495 amino acids)
Biological process (GO): small GTPase-mediated signal transduction; negative regulation of endocytic recycling
Cellular component (GO): cytoplasm
Molecular function (GO): GTPase activator activity
Source: RefSeq, a predicted model, not a curated record
UGUAAAACUCUAAAUCUGUAUUCUGUAUAUAUACAGCUGUCUGGCAUCUGGAUGUCGAUCACUCUGUGUUUGAGCGAUUGCGUUUUACCAAUAUCAGAUUUUUUGUAUAUCAAGUUGAACGAAAAUUGCAGUUUCUAAUUGAUAAAAUAUGAAAGUAUAAGUCGAUGUGCAUUAAAUUACUGGCAAAAUAAUUGUGUCCCUGAACUGAUUCUUCCUGAAUUUUGCUAACGGUCAUGGAGUCAGGGCAUCAGGCUAAGUUAAGCCCCAUUCGAGCUUUUCAAGUUACUCAUGGUGGUAUAAUAGAACAUGAAGCUGACGACUCCUAUUUGAAUUGUAGUCUCUCUGAUUACCAUGAUUAUGAACCUAAUUUAGAGUUUGAUGAUACUGAGCUUAUGUGUUCCACAAGUUUUGUUCCGAUGUCACCCGAUUUACUAGAUUUAUCGCGGGAAAUUCUUCCACCUUCAAGUAGUGAUGGUACAAUAGAAGAAAAUUUCGAAAAAGAACUUGGAAAUGGACCACAAUCAUUUGUAGAGAUAGCUACCUCCUCGAGUGAAUAUGAUAUUUUUGCCGAUUUACAUAAAAGAGAAGUAGUCCAAGUUGAGGGGGACGAUGAACUUGGACGUAAAAUUAUCGUAAUUUCUGCCUGUCGCCUACCGCCGUCCAAGGAUGUACAUCCCGAUUUCCUCUUGAGGUUCCUAAUGCAUACAUUGGACAAAUAUGUGGAACAAGAUUAUAGUGUUGUUUACUUUCAUCAUGGGCUCUCCAGCGUAAACAAACCACCAUUCUCUUGGUUGUGGAAAGCUUAUAAAGCGUUUGAUAGAAAAUAUAAGAAAAAUCUUAAAACGCUGUAUCUAGUCCAUCCAACGAAUGUGAUAAGAAUAGUAUGGCAAAUGCUGAGGCCAGUAAUAAGUGUCAAGUUUGGCAGAAAAAUGAUGUACGUCAAUUAUUUACAUGAAUUGCAGCAGUAUUUAGAUUUGGAUAAAAUUCACAUUCCAUCGGAAGUUAUUCAAUGUGACAGGAUGCUCUUAGCUAAAAAUCCACGGGCUGCAGAAAUAGCUAAAGAAAUUAAUAGUGCCAGGCAAGCGGCCCUUAGCCAAGCUGAGGGUCCGUGCAGUUUAGUAUCAACUCCAGCAAAACAGUUUGGAGUGUCAUUACAGUUCAUACAACAGAAUAAUACGAAAAUAGUAGAUUCGAUUCCGCCGAUAGUGCGACAAUGCAUUGAGUUUUUAUCAGAACUCGACGCCAUAGAAACUGAAGGAUUAUUCCGGCGAUCGCCGAGCGCAGCCAUUGUGAAGGAAAUACAGCGAGAGUGCAACAAUGGUGGCGACGUAUCUUUCAGAAACGACCCACAUGUUGCAGCCGCCGUACUGAAAACUUUUUUAAGAGGCCUAGAGGAGCCAUUAUUAACUUUCGAUUUAUAUGACGUAGUUAGCAAAUAUGAAGCCUGGGUAAUACCUAGGAAGGCAAGAAAGGUGAAAAUAUUGAUUCUUGAAAAGCUACCUCUAGACAAUUACAAGAUUUUAAAGUAUAUUAUGCAGUUUUUGUGGAAGGUACAAGAUCGUAGCUGCCUAAAUAAGAUGACAAGCAGCAACUUAGCUGUGGUCUUCGGGCCCAAUUUACUAUGGCCGCGGGAUGGAAAUGUUUCAUUACAAUCUAUCGGGCCAAUAAACGCAUUUACCGAUUUUUUAAUCACACACCAGGAAUCCAUAUUUAUUAUUUAAAAUGUAUACGAAUUGUGAGUAACCUAUGAAUCUGGCACAUAUCACAAUCAUUUGUUUGUUCUUUUAUUUUUUGAUUUAUUUAUUAUUACGUGACCUGGUAAACUACCGUUGUGUUCCAUUGUUAUUAUCGGCCAGUUAUGUGAAAAAAUAAAUAACUUUUAAUAAAAUUAAUAUGUGACGUUGAAAGACUAAAACAAAUAACCCACUUAUAUUUAACGUCACUGUAUCAAAAUUAAACGUAACUCAUGUAAUAAUGCCAGUUUAAUAGAACAGUUUAUAAAACUAAUAUCUGUAUUUACAUUCGCGUAUGUACCUUGUAGUUUGUGUAAGUUUUAAUUUGGUUGAUGGCAUUAAAACACUAUAAGAACUAAUUAAGUGUAUAAAACUAUAUUAUUCCACUCUAAGAGGAACUCCAGAUUAUGUGAUUAUUUUUGUGUUAAGAAAUCGUCAACAUUUGCGUCUUAUUUAUUACUAGUAGACUGUUUGUUCACCUAUUGCUAUUAUUUUUCUACUAUUCACAUUAAAGGUCUAAGAGGCUUAUUCGAAAUCAGUACCUACAUAAUUUAAACUCCAAAAAAUUCAGAUAAAAUAUUUUAGAAUACGCACAUGAGUUUUAUCUACAUACA